AUGUCCAAAGAGAAGUGCGACGCUUUACGUUCGCCACCCCUGCGGCCACCAAACGCGCCCUUCCCUCAACUUUCAUCGGCGCCGCUUUCUACGAGGACCGGCAGCAGUGGCGGCGGGGACGAGCCAGUCGUCUUCUGGAGGAGCUCCCUGUCCUGGUCGCCGUCCGCUUUCUUCGGCAAUUUGCCGGGCUCGCUUCCGUGCUCUCCAGAGGAGCGGGCGCCUUUGAGUCCCCUGAACGUCACGACGAGCAGCGGCCCCAUCUGCAGGAUCUGCCACGAGGGUGACCAGAAGUGGCCCCUGCUGUCUCCCUGCACGUGUGCCGGUACGAUGGGACUCGUCCACCUGGUCUGCCUGGAGCACUGGCUGAGCGCGAGCGGAGGCGACCAGUGCGAAAUCUGCCAUUACCGCUUCAGCACGCAGCGGCGACAGCGGGGCUUCUGCGAAUGGCUGCAGGGGUCUCACCGGAACGUCCGGCGGAGUGUCAUCGGGGACUUCUUCUGCUUCGCCAUGUUAACGCCCUUGGCGUGCCUGUGCGGCAUCUUGUGCUUGCAGGGUGCUGUGCAUCAGGUCCUCGAUUCCAGGCUGUGGGCAGCCGUCGGUCUGACGACCCUGGCCGUCAUGCUUUUACUCGUGUACGCCGGUUGGAGCCUCCUCAUGCUCAGGUUCCACCGGAAGACCUGGAAGAAAUGGCAGAAGGCGAACCCCGACGUGAGAGUGCUUGGUAUGGCGGGCAUACCCAUUGUAGUCUCGGCGCCCGAGUCUCUCCGCGAGGAUGUCGACUGCCGCGCAGCGCCGGUAGCGCCUACGACCGUAAGUCCUGGCGCACUUGGCGAAACUUCAGUUAUUGCAGAUGUUCACCAGGAACUUGAAAGCGUUUCGGUGCAGUCGGCGCAGCUCUGUUUCUCUCCGGCCACUGUCACGUUCGAGAGCACGGAAUGGGAGUAUUGCACUUCGCGUCUGUAA
Ixodes scapularis (black-legged tick) is the source of this 963-nucleotide messenger RNA. RefSeq names its product E3 ubiquitin-protein ligase MARCHF3-like. Gene Ontology annotation, biological process: protein ubiquitination. Gene Ontology annotation, molecular function: ubiquitin-protein transferase activity; zinc ion binding. Bases 1 to 963 code for a protein of 320 amino acids. The record is from RefSeq and is a predicted model, not a curated record. The transcript has a single exon. Lineage: Eukaryota; Metazoa; Arthropoda; Arachnida; Ixodida; Ixodidae.